This is a messenger RNA of Coniophora puteana RWD-64-598 SS2, 1608 nucleotides long. RefSeq lists its product as uncharacterized. The record is from RefSeq and is a predicted model, not a curated record. The coding region runs from base 1 to 1245 and encodes 414 amino acids. Gene Ontology annotation, molecular function: molybdenum ion binding; pyridoxal phosphate binding; catalytic activity. NCBI's taxonomy places the organism in Eukaryota, Fungi, Basidiomycota, Agaricomycetes, Boletales, Coniophoraceae. The transcript has 7 exons.
AUGCCCCACGCGCUCGACUCGCGCAGUACAAACAUCUUCGCGUUGCCCGGUCUCGAUCUGGUUGACGAGGCGACGCUGCGCCUGCUCUCGGUGCCCGUCCUGCUCUUUGCGUCGCUUUAUCUGAUAGCGAAAGCGCUGCCCAAAAGCGCGCAGAAGCCACCAAAGGGUGGGUGUCCGGCUGUUCCCACUGCGACCAACGGUGCACCCGCCAAAGGCAACGACGACUACGCCCACUUCGACUUUGCGUCCGUGCGCGUGAGCAAGAUCCUGGUCCACCCUAUCAAGAGCUGUAAAGGCAUCUCCGUGGCGGAAGCGGCGUACACGUCCCAGGGGCUCGAGAACGAUAGGAAGUGGGCGAUCGUCUGGAAGGAGAACAACAAGAUUGUGACGGCCCGCGAAGUCGCGAAGACGGUGCUGAUACACCCUGUGAUCAAGAACGACCCGUCCUCGCCCGAGGGAGGCGUCCUCGAGGUGUCCUUCCCGUCCGACUCCGGCUGCGAGAGUUUCGCUGUUCCGCUCUGCCCGAGCGAGGCGACUCUGCAGAGGUGGCGUGUGCUUGACGACGUCGCGCUGUUCUACAUCACAGGCAUGCAAGGCUACAUCUGCGAGAGCGCCAGCACCGGCACGCGCUCGCCGUCCGAGAUCCUCUCGCAGUUCGUCGGCGCCCCAGUGAUGCUCGUGAUGAAAGGCGCACGGGCACGCGUGUGCCGGCCGACGCUGCGCCAUCCGAAGCUGGACGCGUCGUUCGUGUUCCAGGACGGGUACCCGCUGAUGGUGUGCUCCGAGGAGAGCCUCGGCGCGGUGCAGGCGCGGGUGCGCGCGAUGGUCGGCGAGCAGGGGGUCGAGGAGCGGUGGAGGGAGGAGGAGCUGACUAUGGAGCGGUUUAGGCCGAAUAUCGUGUUCAAGGGCGCGGGCGCGCCGUUUGUGGAGGAUGCGGUGCAGGAGAUUUCGAUACAUCGUUCGGCGGCGGCGGCGGCGGCGGAGGGCGGGGCGGAGAGCGAUGGGCUGAUGCCGCCUGUGAUUCAGGUUGUCUCGAAGACGACGCGGUGUUUGCUGCCAAACGUAUCGCCAACCACCGGCGAGCGCGACAAGGCCGUCCCGUUCAAGCCUUUGCACAAGUUCCGCCGUGGGCUAGACCCGGAAAAGCCAUCGAAGGCGUGUCUGGGGUGCAACGCGGUGCCCACGGGCUCGGGUGUCGUGCGCGUCGGCGACUCUGUGCAGGUGCACAAGGUGGGGGACGUGUGAGCCACAGUCUCGUCGUGCGAUGGUGCCGGGCGAGCGCCAGGCUGAGACGAUGACUGAGUGGUUCUGAGCGAUGAGAAAACGCGGCUUCUGGGAUGCCGCCGGCGAAGAGAUGGUGCGAGUGUGAUGCGAUCGGUCGGUCGAGAACCAGAAUACCAGAGCAGCUCCACCUGCUAGCACUGUUGGGGACGGGCCGUGUGCGUCGAACGCGAUGGCGUGCCCGGGAGUGGGGAGCACCGCUGGCCAGGCCGGGGGGUCGUUUGUCAGUCGUCAGUCGUCAUACCCGUGUAUUCUUAGAGGCAUCUUUGUACGUUGCUUAGAGAGACCUCGACUCCUCAACGAGAGUCGGGCCGGCCGGCCAAUGAU